AAUUAGUUGCAACCCCUUUUCUACAUCCAUGGAAUCACCUGUUGUUGUUGUGCGAAUUGUUAUCAUAACGCAAACAACUUGAUAACAAUUAAUUGUGGCAUUAUGAGCAAAGCGGGCAAUAUCAUGCGUCUAGUCCUUCUACAGCUGAGGGGUUCCAAGGACAAGACGGCCAAUGUCCAAAACGCCGUCAACAAAAUCGAGGCUGCGGUAAAGGUACACAAGCCUCGUUUAAUCACCCUUCCCGAGUGCUUCAACGCUCCCUACGGCACUAAAUAUUUCCGGGAGUACUCCGAGAGCAUCCCGGAUGGGUUUACCUCGCAGCAGCUUUCCAGUCUCGCCAAAAAACAUCAGGUUUACAUCGUAGGAGGGACUAUUCCGGAGCUUGGCGAAAAUGAUGCAAUCUAUAAUACGUGCACUGUGUGGUCUCCCACAGGAGAUCUUAUUGCUAAGCACCGCAAGAUGCAUUUGUUCGACAUCGACGUAAAGGGUGGAAUCCGCUUCAAGGAAUCCGAAACUCUGUCCGCCGGCAAUGACUUCACCACAAUCGAAGUGGACGGCCAUAAAAUCGGCAUUGGCAUCUGCUACGACAUCCGCUUUGAGGAGAUGGCACGCCUCUAUCGCAAUGAAGGUUGCAAGAUGAUCAUCUACCCAGCGGCAUUUAACAUGACCACUGGUCCACUUCACUGGGAACUUCUGCAGCGAAGUCGAGCCAACGACAACCAGCUCUUUGUGGUAACGACUUCUCCGGCCAGGGAUACCAACGCCGAGUAUGUUGCGUAUGGCCAUUCCAUGGUCGUCGAUCCCUGGGCCAAGGUGCAGGCAAGUGCCGGUGACGGUGAGGAGCUUGUGGUGGCGGACGUUGACUUCUCCCUGGUGGAUCAAGUGCGUCAGCAAAUUCCCGUAUUCAACCAGCGUCGUCUAGACCUAUAUGCCACCGAAAAGAAGUCGAAAUAAUUUACAUAAUCCGUGGACUUUAAUGGAUUGUAUAAUUAAAUAUAAAAUUUAUUAGACCUAA
Messenger RNA from Drosophila bipectinata, 1015 nucleotides. RefSeq names its product omega-amidase NIT2. Gene Ontology annotation, biological process: L-glutamine metabolic process; oxaloacetate metabolic process. Gene Ontology annotation, molecular function: omega-amidase activity. Lineage: Eukaryota; Metazoa; Arthropoda; Insecta; Diptera; Drosophilidae. Gene Ontology annotation, cellular component: mitochondrion. The record is from RefSeq and is a predicted model, not a curated record.